Toxotes jaculatrix (banded archerfish) is the source of this 1778-nucleotide messenger RNA. RefSeq lists its product as uncharacterized. NCBI's taxonomy places the organism in Eukaryota, Metazoa, Chordata, Actinopteri, Toxotidae. The record is from RefSeq and is a predicted model, not a curated record. Bases 134 to 1075 code for a protein of 313 amino acids. The transcript is spliced from 5 exons.
UGAACGAGGAAAUGAGAGCAGAGGAGCGGGUGCGCAGCCUGUGCAGAGGGACGACGCACACGACUAACACCUGAACCACAGCGAGGACACACGGACGCUUCAGUUCAGAGACUCUGGUCACAGCCGGGUGAGGAUGAAGAUGCAGAGCAGGCUGAUUUUUGUCCCGACGCUGAUGUUAAUCAUCUCAGCGUCGGUCACCACGUCAACUACCACUUCAGCAACGGCCAGUACUGGAGCUCCGUGGACGUGGACGACUAGCACCACCACUGGAACUCCGUGGACAACAGGUCGUCCUGCAGUAAAUUUAAACGGGAUGAUGUUCACUUUGUCCUCAAAAACCGGAGGGGUAUCCUUCUACCCCCCGUACUACACCUCCCAGCAUUCCCCUACUUUCCAUCUCACCACGCACUACCCCGGCCCCACCUACCCUCCCUGGACCACACCGCCUUCGACUAGAGGGGUCUCUGUGUGUCUGCGUUACCUCUCCGACAACCUGGACUCCAGCAACCCCACAAUCUUCACACUCAGCCCAUCCAGCAGUAAGCCUCUGAGUCUGAGAGUCAUCAAUAAUUUUUAUCAGCUGUUUGACCGGUACUAUUACCAGUACCUGAACUUGCAACCCAGCGUAAAACUCUGGUCAGGAGUUGCACCGGACAUGUGGACCAGACUCUGCCUCACCAUAGACUCCCUGAAGAAUGUGGUCCAGCUGUUCAGCGGCUCGAACAUGAGCGUCAGGAAGAUACUACCUGCUGGGUACUCAUGGACAGGUGAGCCUGUGCUUGAUUUUCCGGGUUUUGAUGGUCAGGUGACAGACAUCCAGAUGUGGGAUUAUCCUCUACGCUACAGAGAAGUCAUCGACUACAUGGACACCAGUCCCUACAUGCGAUACCGUGGCUCUGUCCUCACCUGGUCCUACAUCAGCUACUCUCUCAGAGGGAAGGUGGUAUUGGAGGACGUCUAUGAGAUGCAGGCGAACCAGCCAAUGAGCAGAGGGGGGAGAGGGCGUCGACUGAAAGACAAGAAGAAGACCAGGAGGGUUUUCAAUGUGAGUGAAAAGAGGGGAGAGACACUUUAAUGAGACACACAUUAAAAAAAGCUGCGCCCUGUGUUCCUCAUUUAUUGAGCAAAAACUCAACCAGAAUCAACAAACCAGAAUUCAAUCAAUAAUUAAAUUACAUUUUAAAUUAAAUUAAAUUUUUACCAAAAUUUUUGGCUUUUUAUUGUUCUCUUUUCAACUGAAACAAUAACAGGAAGGCUCACAGAACUUUAUUGAUUUUCUGUGUCAUGUAACUUGCAGCUUGGGCAGAGAGAGGGGUUAUUAAAAUUUCCAAUCUAUCUUAUCAGUUACUUUAUACAUAAGAAAAACAGCAAAGCAAAGGAAUCCUCAGUUAAAAGAUUUGUGUGAUUCAACAAUCUAAAUCUCAGAAAGUCACUGAGGGUUUAUAAGCCAAACCAGAACUGAACAAAGACUUAGGUUUUAUUUCAAACACAAAUCCUUUUGUUUUUUGGAGGCUGGUUGCUGCCACCUUCCUGUUAGUUCUUGAUUACAGAGACUUGUUUAGGGUGAAUGUACCAUGUACCUUUUUUUUUUUUUUUUGGGAAAUUAUGUUUCACAAUCACUGGAGUUCCCACCUCCCAUCUUUGCACUGAGGCAACUUUAGCAAUUAUAUCAUAUAUAUCAUUAUUCAUGUAAACUGUAACUUUGCUAAAUAGUAUUUGUGUCAAUUAACAGAAUGCAAUGAAAAAAAAAAUCACAAUUAAAAUGAGUUUGCAACACG